AUGGUGAACUUAACAGUUGCGAACGUUUCCAAACGGCUUACAGAAGAAGUGAUUGAUAGAUGUUUUAAAAUUAAAACCAAUAGUAAAGACUCACCCAAAUCUAUUGUUGUAACAAAAGCUGCGCCAGCAGGCGAAGGGCUCAUUAGUGCUGUAUACAGGAUCCACGUCACAGGAUCUCACCACCAAACAUCGUUUGUGGCAAAGGGAUUAGUUAGCGACCGUCUUUUAAGGCGGAGUUUACGCUGUUCAAUUUUCUUCGAGAGAGAAGCCAUGUUCUUCUCACAAAUACUACCACAAUUCAAAGAAGUGCAAAAAUCAUCUGGAGCCAAGGAAAGUAUACAGAAUAAUAUUCCCAUCUGCUAUGCCUAUCACAUAGGUGAUGAAGACGAUUACAUUCUCCUGGAAGAUUUAUCUGAAACUGCAUGUGAGUCAGUAGCAACGCCGACAAAAACAGAAAGAGAUUUAACAUUGCAGGCUUUAGCUCAUAUGCAUGCUGUUUCAAUUGCUCUUAGAACAAAAAGACCUACGGUGUUCUUUGAAUUAGCAAGUAAAAUACCUGAAAUUUAUUACACAGAUAGUAAUCAAGCUUGGUAUGCUAAAUAUCUGCAAAACGCAAUUGAUAUCGACAAAAAUGUUAUAAGAGAAUUUGAAGACGAAUCAAGUAUUUACUUUAAGAAAUUUAUGAAUCUUUUGGAAAAUGAUUUUUAUAGACAAGUGAGAGAAUUAUUAGCAACUCCGAUGGACCAUCCAGUGAUGAACCACGGGGACGCUUGGCUACCAAACUUUAUGUGUUCCAAGAAGAGGGCUGUGGCGAUUGACUUUCAACUAUUCAGAUGUGCUUCGCUUGCUACGGACUUGAGUUUUUAUCUUUGUCUUUGUGGUAACCUGUGCCUGAAUAAAAAAUACUUCUUUGAAGCAGUCAAGAUCUACUAUAAUUUUCUAGAGCAUUAUUUAGAAGACAUAGGUCUGAAUGCGAGUGAAAUAUUUUCAUGGGAAGACUUGUGGAUGGAGCUGAAGAUGUAUGGAAGAUUUGGUGUGUUGGCUGCUCUCACGGCUAUACCGCUACUAGCAAGUCAGAGGUGUGAUGUGGGACUGCCGUUUGAAGACAAGUAUGGGGACGUGGAAAGAAUACCAUUAGAAGAUCUCUGGCGUUUGACUCCAAUUCAAGAUUUGGAUAAAAAAAAGGGACUCGUGAACGCUGUUCGCGUUGCGGUCGAUGUAGGUCUUAUUUAAACAGGUUUUCUCUACAUUAACCAAUAAUAAAUACUCAAUUGAUUGAAAUUAUAUCUGAUAUGUGCUUAUAUUGUUUCAUAAUUCAAAUUUUAAUUCAGUAUUCUGACCAGCAAAGUCGAAACGAGCUUAAAUAAGACGAUUGUUGAACAAAGCCAUUGAGUGCUUUGAAAUUUAUUUUUUCAGUUAAAACUGUUCUAAAACAAGACAAGAUAGCAUCGUGACGCUUCUUUUUCGGAAACUUUUAGCAAUAAUCAAAAGCAAUUACCGAGUAGCCUAUCACGUUAUUCUGGUCUAACUUUUUGUAGCACCGUGUGUUAUCUAAAGUAUUCCCUGGCUGUUAACGGAACUGUAAUGGUAAAAGAUCGUUAAGUGAGCCUUGCGAACCGAUUUGUAUAAAAAUUGUACAUAAAAACACCUGUAUCUCUGAGAUAAGCCUUGAGAUGAGUCGACAGUUGCGGUGGAAUGUUUGACUCGUGACCGCCUGAGAGCCGAAAAGUAAUUAUCGCGGUUAUGUAGGAUGGCAGAGUUAGGGCCACUGUGCACUAGAGCGAGGGAGCGAAUACUACGCAAGCAUAAGUGCACUUGUAGAUUAGUUUGUUUAUUAAAGGUGUAGGUAGAGUUUUCAAUGUUUAGCAUCUAAGAUCCCGUUGUACCUACAAUUUUUUAUUUAACUAAAAUUAGGUAACGCGCAUUGAAGAUUCUACAUAAGUAGUAGAUACACGAAGAUUCGUGGCAUUUUUUUUUUAUAAUUCAUAGACGACAUCGAAACUAUUGGCUUGAUAGAUAAUUCAUUAUGGUUACGAAGUCCAACUUAACAGAAAUAUUGUAUCACAUCUCAAGUUCCAAUGUAACACUAACGUGUGUCAUGUUUCACUCCAAAAUGAGCGCUCAACCAUAUGAAGUGGACUGACAUUUCGGUGUGUUCUGUGAUGUUCUGACCGACUAGACAGUUUUUUGGGUCCGUGGCCGAGUCCCCCAGUAUUCGACGCACCCGUGGUUGAAGCCCCCGAUUUAAAUAAAUUUAAAAUCAUAUUUUUUUCGGCUUUUGCACUAAGUACAGUCAACGAAAACCAUGCAUGUUUGACGUUAUUUAAAAUGAUGUAUUUAAUUUUUUGUUAAAAAUACUUAAAACUUUUAUAAUUAAAACUUUUAUUUGUAGUUAGUUAAAUGUAGAGAGAGUAGAGUUAUUUUAAAUACUGAUUGUUACAAUUAUUUUGAUUAGGUAAAACGAUUUACAUGUUAUUAUAGGUAAAUAAAACCUAUGAUAAAAUAUGAUAGGUUAAAAUAAAACCUAUUAUAUUUUUAAGUAUCAUUAUGGUAAAAUAAUAUUAAACAUUUAUUUGUACGAUCAGUAUAAAUAUUUAUUCGUUUAUAAAUAUAUUUGUGACUGACUGUACAUUUGAUUAAAAAUUGCUUCUAUUUGAUCGGGGGCGUCGACCACGGGUGUGUCGAACACAGGGGAACUCGGCCACGGACCCGUUUUUUCGUCCUGUGAUGCUGGCUAGUCGAACGCCACCUUUAUUUCCAAACUCCGUCGCUUCGUGUGUUCUCAAUAGACACUAUUACACACAAAGGUAGGAUGAUUUGACUUUACUAAGAUUGAAUACUGGCUCGCCCCGUACACGAGCACUUCAGUAACCGUAUUACUUUAUAAAUGUUAUAAAGAAUUAAUUCUUAUUAAUAAAUUGUAAUUGGCUCAAUGGUUUCGAAGUAAGUAAAUUACUGUAAAUUAAUUAUAGGUCACUUGCGGCCUAUGAAUAACUGAAAUUGACAUUUUAUAGUAUAAAAUUGUAAGUAAUGGGAAUAAAUGAAUACAUUGUGGAAAAUGAGAA
Molecule: messenger RNA, 3065 nt
Organism: Ostrinia nubilalis (European corn borer)
Lineage: Eukaryota; Metazoa; Arthropoda; Insecta; Lepidoptera; Crambidae
Exons: 1
Coding region: 1-1233 (410 amino acids)
Source: RefSeq, a predicted model, not a curated record